Molecule: messenger RNA, 1963 nt
Organism: Melopsittacus undulatus (budgerigar)
Lineage: Eukaryota; Metazoa; Chordata; Aves; Psittaciformes; Psittaculidae
Gene: BEGAIN
Product: brain enriched guanylate kinase associated
Exons: 8
Coding region: 1-1944 (647 amino acids)
Cellular component (GO): synapse
Source: RefSeq, a predicted model, not a curated record
AUGCAUGGAACCUGGGUACGAAAUUCCUGGGUGCCAACCUGCCUAUGGCAACCUAGAAUUCUCCAGGGCAGGCUCGCAAAAUCUUCACCUACUCUCUGGGACAGUACUUUGCAAGAACAGAAGGGGGAAUUACGAAAGCGUCUAUCGUACACUACCCAUAAACUGGAAAUGCUUGAAACAGAAUUUGAUUCUACACGUCAGUAUCUUGAAAUAGAAUUGAGACGUGCUCAGGAGGAACUUGAAAAAGUAACUGAAAAACUGAGAAGGAUACAAAACAAUUACCUAGCCUUACAAAGAAUUAAUCAGGAUCUGGAGGAUAAACUUUACAGAAUGGGUCAACAUUACGAAGAGGAAAAACGGGCUUUGAGUCAUGAAAUAAUUGCACUCAAUAAUCACUUAAUAGAGGCCAAGGUGACAAUAGAUAAGUUGUCAGAAGACAAUGAGCUCUAUAGGAAGGACUGCAAUUUAGCUGCUCAGUUGCUCCAGUGCAGCAAGAAUUACGACAGGGCACAUAAACUUUCAGAGAAAUGCACACAGAUUGUGACCAUCACAUUAGUCAAAGAACCAUAUACCCUGCCAUCUGACUUUCAGGAAAGAGUCAGCAUCCAUCUGGAAAAACAUGGGUGUAGCCUUUCUGUCCCCUUGUGUCACACAUCUUAUGCUGAUUCUAUACCCACUUGUGUCAUUGCCAAAGUACUGGAAAAACCAGAUCCAAACUGCUUGUCUUCGCACUUAUCAAGCCCAUCUACAAGGGAUCUCAAUUUUCAGGACUCUGAAGGAAAACUCGGACAAAGACCCCAGUACAAGUCAGACAUUUACUGCAGUGACACUGCCCUUUACUGCCCUGAGGAGCGGAGGAGGGAGAGAAGGCAGAGUGUGGACACACAAGCGAAAGACAUGGGGUUCCUGAGGUCCCAGAACUCCACAGACAGCACCGUUGAGGAAGAUGGUUUCCAUUCCAGCUUCUCUCAUGAAGCCUUCCCAGAGUACAUUACCUCUCUGCCGACCUCUAGCUCCUAUUCCAGCUUCAGUGUCACAUCCGAGGAGAAGGAGAAUGCCCAAGCCAACACACUGACAGCCUCUCAGCAAGCAAUCUACAUGAGCAACCGAGAUGAACUAUUUGAAAGAAAGUCACCUGCAGGUUACGAGCAUCAGGGAAGUCCUAGGUUUGCCAAGUCCAAACCUGCACAGCACAUGGAGCUUACCACUGACGACAAUGAGAACUCACCCACUUUUACUAGGACUCUGCCUCCGUAUGCAAAUGAACCUUUUCAUUUCUCAGCCAUAACACCACAGCAGGCUUUAGCGAAUCAGAAAAUGAGGAAUGAGUGCAGGAACCUUUCAGAAGAAGAUUUGCCUGGGCGAUGGAGGCAGUUGAGUGUGGAAGAUAUUGGUGCAUACUCUUACAGGAACACAGACAGACUGUCACCCUGUAGUUUUUCCGAGCAGUACUACAGCAGCCCUAUUAAGAAAGGAGACAGUCGAACAAGCCCCAUCUAUGCUAGUUAUAAAGCAGAUAGCUGCUCAGAGGGAGACGAUAUCUGCCAAAGCAGACUUGUGGAUUCUUGCUUUCUGAGAGCAGAGAGUGGCCUAAAUAUUGACAUCAGCACUAGCUGUAAACAGGACAAACUGCCCACUUACAAAACAAAAGAAUCAAGAGACCAAAAAAAUGAAAGGAUCACCGUCCAGUUAUGUAGUAGCAAAAACAUUGAAAAUAGCCCAGUACUGAAAAGAGAAUAUGUGGAUGUGAGCCCCAACAGCUCAGCAGAAUCCCUCAAUCAGAGUUCAGUGGAGGCUUCAGAAAUCCACCAGUCUUCCAUGGAGCAAGGGAGCCAUUCAGGUAUUCACAGCAAGCAGCAGCAGUUUCAGCGGACUGGGAGUACUGGUUUGACUCGGAAGGACAGCCUUACAAAAGCACAAUUAUACGGAACCCUUCUGAACUAAGUGUCUUCCAAAUCGGCAA